Messenger RNA from Cryptomeria japonica (Japanese cedar), 4599 nucleotides. RefSeq lists its product as uncharacterized. NCBI's taxonomy places the organism in Eukaryota, Viridiplantae, Streptophyta, Pinopsida, Cupressales, Cupressaceae. The transcript has a single exon. The coding region runs from base 1 to 4599 and encodes 1532 amino acids. The record is from RefSeq and is a predicted model, not a curated record.
AUGGUAACUAAUAAAGGCGAUUGUACAACAAAUUUGCAGGGUUUUAGCCAACACACACCGAUAACAGUAAAUGCAAAAGAUGGCACAGAAGCGAGCAAAAGUGAUGAGGUGACAAAUUUGAAAAGACUGAAUGAACAUUUACUGACUACAAUUACCAAUGAUAGAAAAGAAAUAGACGGGUUGAAAAACAAAUUGAGAUUGUGUGAUGAUGCCAAUAACAAAUUGCUUGAAACGGUGACGUCAGAUAAAAACAAGUGGAUUUCUUGUGAAAAGGAUAUGAAAGGUACAAUUUCAGAGUUAGAAUAUAAGCUCAAAGAAGCCAGAAAUUUGAGUGAGAAUCAUGAAAUGUUGUUCAGUCAAUUGGGACGAGAAAAAAGUCUGUUGGAAAAUAGGUUGAAAGAAAGUAGUGAUGUAAUUCAGGAAUUACAAGGGCUUAAAAGUGAGCUUGAUCAAACAAAACAAUUGAGUGAGAAUCUUGGAAAAUUGUGUGCUCAAUUAGGGCAGGAGAAAAAUGAGCUGGAAAAUAAUUUGAAAAAAUCCAAUGAUGUGAUUAAGGAAUUACAAAAUAAAGUGACCGAGGAUAGGAGCUUGUGGGAUGCUUCCAAAACAAAAUUGGAAGGAACAAUUGUGGAGGUAGAAAAUAAGCUUGAUUCUGUGGUGCAGGAAAGAAAUGUAUUGAGUCAGAAACAUAAGGACUUAUGCGGUAGCUACAGAAAUGAAAAAAAAGGGUGGAAAAAAUGCAAUGGUGGUGCUAAUAUGAAAUUAAAAGCAAAGAUGACUGAGAAUCAGGGAUUGUGGGAUUCAUAUAGGGUGAAUUUGGAAGGAAAAGUCGCGGAGCUGCAGAAUGAGAUGACAAAUUCGAAAAGCCUGAAUGAACGUUUACUGACUACAAUUACCAAUGAUAGAAAAGAAAUAGAUGGGUUGAAAAACAAAUUGAUAAUGUGUGAUGAUGCCAAUAACAAAUUGCUUGAAACAAUCACUUCAGAUAAAAACAAGUGGACUUCUUAUGAGAAAAAGAUGAAAAGUACAAUUUCAGAGUUAGGGCAGGGAAAAAACGAGCUGGAAAAUGAUUUGAAAAAAUCCAAUGAUGUGAUUAGGGAGUUACAAGAUAAAAUGACUGAAGAUAGGAGCUUGUGGGAUGCUUCCAAGACAAAACUGGAAGCGACAAUUGUGGAGGUACAAACUAAGCUUGACACUGUAGUGAAGGAAAGAAAUGAAUUGAGCCAGAAACAUGAGGACUUGUACACUAGCUACAGAAAUGACAAAAAUGAAUUGAAAAAAUGCAAUGAUGGUGCUAUGAAAUUAAAAGCAAAGAUGGCUGAGGAUAAGGGAUUGUGGGAUUCAUGUAGGGCGAAUUUGAAAGGAAAAGUUGCACGGCUGCAAAAUGAGAUCCUUGACGAAAGAAAAUCUAGCCAGAAACACCAAGAAUUGUUGACUAAAUUGAGGCAAGAAAAAAUUGAGAUGGAAAAUAAGUUCAUAAAAAUCAAUGAUACUACUAAGAAAUUGAAUGCAAAGAUUACUGAAGAUAAGCUGUUGUGGGAUUCUUGUCAGGAGAAGUUGGAAAAACAGGUUUCAGAGCUACAAAAUGAGCUUAAUGAAGCAAGGGUAUUCAGCCAAGGACGUGAAGAACUGUGCAGUGAGCUGAGACGAGCAAAAACUGAUUUGGAAGAAAAAGUUUUACAGCUCGAAGGUGAUCUUAAUGAAGCAAGAAUUUUGAUUAAGAAACAUGAAGAAUUGCUCUCUGAAUUAAUGAAAGAAAAGAACGAAAUGCAAAAUAAGGUAACAGAAUGCAAUGAUGAGACUGAAGAAUUGAAGGCAAAAUUGGCUGAACGUGGGUUCUUGUGGGAUUCUUCUAAGACAGAGUUGGAAGCCACUGUUGCAGGGCUGCAAAAUGAGCUCAAAGAAACAAGAUUGUUGAGCCUGAAACAUGAAGAAGCAUGCAUUCAACUAAGGCAUGAGAAAACAAAAUUGGAAGACGAGUUGAAAGACUUGGAUGAUACGAAUGAGGAAUUACAUGCCAAAAUGACUGAAAACGGUUGGCUUUGGGAUACUUGUAAGGCGAAUUUAGAAGGUACAGUAAUAAAGCUGCAGAAAAAGCUUAAUGAAACAAAGAUUCUGGCCCACAAUAAUCAAGUCUUAUACAAUGAAAUAAGUAGAGAAAAAAGUGAGAUGGAAACUAAUUUUCAUCAAUCCAUCAAUGAAGCUAAACAAUUAAAGGAUAAAAUAGCUGAAGAAGGGCACUUGUGGGAUAUAUCUAAGCGAGAAUUUGAAGUUACAUUUGCAAAACUGCAAAAUGAGCUUAAUGAAGCGAGAAUGUUAAGCCAGAAGCAUGAAGAUUCGUGGUCUCAGUCAGAACAGGAAAAAACUGAGUUGGAAAAUAAUUUUAAUCAAUCUAUUAAUGAAAUUCAGCAAUUAAAGGAAAAAUUGGCUGAAGAUAGGCACAAGUGGGAUAGUUAUAAGAGAGAAUUUGAAAUUACAAUUGCAAAACUGCAAAAUGAGCUCAACGAAGCGAGGAUGCUAAGCCAGAAGCAUGAAGAUUUGUGGUCUCAAUCAGAACAAGAAAAAAAUGAUUUGGAAAAGACUCUUAUAGGGCUACAAAAUGAAGUUGAUGAAACAAAGAUUUUGACAGUGAAAGACCAAGAGCUGUGUAAGGUGCUCAGAGAAGAAAACAAUCGGAUAGGAAAUAAGUUGAAACAAUGCAAUGACAGUAUUGGGAAAUUAAAUACAAAAGUUAAAGAAGACCAGCUAUUGUGGGUUUGUAAUAAGGAGGAUUUGGAAAGCAGAGUUGCAGUUGUGCAGUAUGAGAAAGAGACAUUGAUCCAGGAAUAUAAAGCUCUGUGGGCCCAUUUAAGAGAUGAAAAAUAUGAGUUGGAAGAAAAACUGAAAGAAUGCAACGAUAGGAAUAAGGAAUUGCAUGCACAGAUGAGAGAAGAUUGCCGCUUGUGGGAAGCUUGUAAGGCAAAAUUUGAAAACUCUGCUGCAAGGCUACAAAAUAAUUUUAAUAAAUCCAUUAAUGAAAUUAAACAAUUAAAGGAAAAAUUGGCUGAAGAUAAGCACAUGUGGAAUACUUCUAAGGGAGAAUUUGAAGUUACAAUUGCAAAACUGCAAAAUGAGCUUAAUGAAGCGAGAAUGUUAAGCCAUAAGCAUGAGGAUUUGUGCUCCCAAUCAGAACAUGAAAAAUAUGAGUUGGAAAAGACUUUUAUACGGCUACAAAAUAAGCUUGAUGAAACAAACAUUUUGAGAGAGAAAGACCAAGAAUUGUGUAAUGUGCUAAGAGAAGAGAAUAAUUGGUUAGGAAAUAAGUUGAAAGACUGCAAUGAUAGGAUUGCGGAAUUAAAUAAAAAUAUUGAAGAAGACGAGAGGUUGUGGGUUACUAAUAAGUCUGAUUUGGAAAGAAAAGUUGCAGGUCUGCAGUCUGAGAAAGGGGUAUUGAGCAAGGAAUAUAAACUUCUGUGGGCCCAUUUAACAGAUGAAAAAGAUGAGUUGGAAAACAAACUGAGAGAAUGCAAAGAUAGGAAUAUGGAAUUGCAUGCACAGAUGAGAGAAGAUUGCCGCUUGUGGGAAGCUUGUAAGGCAAACUUCGAAGACUCUGUUGCAGGUUUACAAAAUAAGCUCGAUUUGAUGACUAAUGAAGGAAUGAUUUUGAGCCAAGAAUAUGUAGAACUGUGCAUUGAAUGCGAAUUUUUGAAGGCACAGCUGGGAGAUUAUAAUGAUAUACUAAGCUCUAUGGAAGAUGAAACAAGGAGUCUAAUCUCUCUCUCAGAGAGCAAUGCAAACACAGUGGAGGCCUUGCAAACUCAAGUGCGAAUGAUCACCCAUGAACAUACACAUUUGAGCAUGAAAUAUGAAGAACUUACAAAUGAAAAUGAAUCUCAGAAAUUAAAAUUGGAAAAUUAUAAUCAUAGGCUUGAUUCAGUGAAAAAUGAGAGGAACUCACUUAGAUCUACGUCAGAAAGUAGGGAGGAGGCUUUGCUCCAAGAAAAUGGUUCAUUGAAACAACAAGUCCAUGAGCUUCAAAGCAAGUUGGGUAUGUGGGCUAAUGAUUACAAACAAGUUCCCACUGAUGAUAUGCUCGAUUCAGAAACAGAGGAGAGGCAAUUACUCACAUCUCUAUCAGAAACCAGUGAUAAAGUGAUGGAAGAUCCGGUUAUAGAGAACAGAACAGUGAAACGAGAAGCCCUUCAACUUUAUCAAGAAAACCAACAAUUACAAAAGGACAUAUCUAGUAAAAAGUCAUUAAUUCAAACAAAAGAUGGAAAUAUUACAGAAUUGAAUGCAAAAAAGAUUAAACUUAAGAAUGCUGUCGAAGUGUUGGAAGAGAUUGGAAGAAAAAAUACCCAAGUACUGAAAGAAUAUGGAGGUAUAAGGGAAGAGCAAGUGACGAGAAAGGAAAGUGAGGAGAAAAGGAAGGAGGGCAGUGGGAGGGUUUCACAUCGAAAUCAAACAGCCUUUAUUGGUAAUUUGAUGUCUUGCAUUCUUCUAGAUAUUGAGAAGUCUGACGUAAGCAGAUGCUUGUCAACUGCCACAAAAAAUAUCAUUCUUCCUUCUGAUGCACUACUUUGUGGAUGUCCUUAUGGCUGGUUUGGUGGGAUAGUAUAA